Molecule: messenger RNA, 536 nt
Organism: Vidua chalybeata
Lineage: Eukaryota; Metazoa; Chordata; Aves; Passeriformes; Viduidae
Product: histone H2B 1/2/3/4/6
Exons: 1
Coding region: 63-443 (126 amino acids)
Cellular component (GO): nucleosome
Molecular function (GO): DNA binding; structural constituent of chromatin; protein heterodimerization activity
Source: RefSeq, a predicted model, not a curated record
AGUGCCGCAGCUGUGAGCUGUUGGUCGCUGCGUUUGCGAGUGAGGGAGCUGCGGUCGCUGCGAUGCCCGAGCCGGCCAAGUCCGCCCCCGCGCCCAAGAAGGGCUCCAAGAAGGCGGUGACCAAGACGCAGAAGAAGGGCGACAAGAAGCGCAAGAAGAGCCGCAAGGAGAGCUACUCCAUCUACGUGUACAAGGUGCUGAAGCAGGUGCACCCCGACACGGGCAUCUCGUCCAAGGCCAUGGGCAUCAUGAAUUCCUUCGUCAACGACAUCUUCGAGCGCAUCGCGGGCGAGGCGUCGCGCCUGGCGCACUACAACAAGCGCUCCACCAUCACGUCGCGGGAGAUCCAGACGGCCGUGCGCCUGCUGCUGCCCGGCGAGCUGGCCAAGCACGCCGUGUCCGAGGGCACCAAGGCUGUCACCAAGUACACCAGCUCCAAGUAGGCGGUUUCUGCGUCCUUUUUCCGAUAUUUUUAACCCAAAGGCUCUUUUAAGAGCCACCCACCUUCUCAGUAAAAGAGCUGAUCCUGCGGCGAA